UCGGAAUCAGUCAGCAGUCAACCCCGCAGCCAUGAGGUGGUUCACCGUCGGUAACGUUUUGGAAGCGGCCCGUCCACUCUAUCUGGUCACCCGGGCCUUCUCGCUAAUGCCGAUUACCGUGAACUUUCGAGAUCAGUCAGCCGAACAGACUCCAGCCGAUCAACUGGUGAUGAUCCGAGGAAUUUUCAUGUGCUGUUCAACGAUGUACUUUUCGUUCGGAGCCAUCCGAGGGCAGCUUCAACAGAUGAGUGAUUCUUACAUUUUAAGUACCGGACUGUUUGGAACAAUGUUCAUUUUAGUGUGCUUUCUCUUGGUCACCAUCAUUUCGAACUACGUCAAUGGUCUCGAAAUUUUUCGAUCUGCCACGAUUGUCAACAAAGUUGACCAGCAGUUUCUCACUUAUUUCGGCUUUCGGUGCAACUAUCAGAAGGAGCAUCAGAAUUCGGUCAUAUUAAUUACGAUUGGGUAUCUUGAAUGGACUUUUUUUAUGGUGCUCGUCAGUGCAAUAGGAUACACUAUGCCAUUGGAUUCUUCGUGGUAUGUGCUGCUAGCAAGAAUUAUUGGUUCCAUUUGGUUUAAUGACCAACUUCCAUCCGUGCCACACGUCAAAAUGCGCUGGUUCAGGGCGGACUCCUUUUUCGAAUCGCUGCGCCCGGUCUAUCUGAUCGCGAAGGUUCUCCUCCUGCACUUUGAAACAAUCGAUUUCGAGCGGCGCACAGUUCGUCGGACGCUCUUCGAUCAGAUUCUGUACGUGCUAACUUUGAUUAUGGACCUGUAUCUGUCACUGGUCGGCAUUCGGAGCUGUGCCGCGUUCAUCGAGCUGUCCGACUCGAUGCUGCUGAAUUUGGGUUAUGGUGGAUCGUUUCUGAUGUCCUACCUGUUGUCGUUGGCUUUGCCGUUGUGGAAUGGUCUGAAAGCCCGAACGAUUUUCUCGAUCUACGAAAGCAUUGCGGCUUAUGACGACGACUUGAAGCUCCUGGGAUUAAGAAUCGAUCAUCAGAGACACAAUUUUGUCAGUACGAUAUUUGUCAUGUGCUCAAUGUGUUUUGCGUUUUUCAUGUUGGCCAUAGUGAGUUACGCACAUUUCAAUAAAGAUUGGAUUGAUCUGUCAAAAGUGUUUUUGGAAUACUGGAUGGUAAUCCCGUUUGUUAGAACAGCGCUUGGAGCUGGAAUAUUUUUUAGCUAUUUUUGUUUGACACUGCUUUCCCUGCAACAUCGUUUCGUUACCCUGAAUCAAGUCGUAAUGAAAUUCUUUCAAACCAGUCCGGAAAAGGACCCACUCAUGCCGACCGAUUCGGAAACGUGCUGUAAAAUGAUCCGGAAGCUUGCCACUCUGCACGAUCAACUGUGUGAUACGAUCGAACUGUUCAAUCGAUGCUUCUCGAUUCAGGCGAUGUUCGCUCUGGCAGCGGCUUUUGGUUUUACGGUUUUCUCGAUAUUCGGACUCAUUCACUCGUAUGCGACCAAUGCGGCGGAGAAUACGCUUCGCUUGGCAUGGUGCAACAUGUGCUACGACGGGUUCUAUUUGGCAUUCAUCUUUCAACUGAUCGUAUUUUCCAGCUUGAUUUAUGCAGAGUGCAAACAUACAGCGGUGCUAAUUCACAAGGUUCUCUGCUACGGAACGUACGACAAAAUUGUGCGCAAAGAAUUGCGAAUCUUUUCCCAGCAACUGUGGCACCAAGCUCCGAAGGUUUCCUGUAGCCUGUUCGACUUCGAUUGGACACUAUUCUAUACGAUUGGCGGAUCCCUCACUACCUACUUGAUUAUAUUGGUGCAAUUUGAUCUUGUUAAUUUUGAUUAUUCGGAACUGGCCGACCAGAAGAGCUAA
This is a messenger RNA of Malaya genurostris, 1828 nucleotides long. RefSeq lists its product as uncharacterized. Gene Ontology annotation, biological process: sensory perception of taste. The record is from RefSeq and is a predicted model, not a curated record. Lineage: Eukaryota; Metazoa; Arthropoda; Insecta; Diptera; Culicidae. Gene Ontology annotation, cellular component: membrane; dendrite; axon. The coding region runs from base 32 to 1828 and encodes 598 amino acids. The transcript is spliced from 7 exons.